Messenger RNA from Apis dorsata (giant honeybee), 1452 nucleotides. Its product is annotated as venom acid phosphatase Acph-1-like. Bases 162 to 1385 code for a protein of 407 amino acids. The record is from RefSeq and is a predicted model, not a curated record. Gene Ontology annotation, molecular function: phosphatase activity. NCBI's taxonomy places the organism in Eukaryota, Metazoa, Arthropoda, Insecta, Hymenoptera, Apidae. Gene Ontology annotation, biological process: dephosphorylation. The transcript is spliced from 7 exons.
GAAUAAUCUGGAAAUCCAUUGGUUCCAGUAAUUGUGCGACUUGUAUAUACGAAGGCGAACUAAGUAUGUUGUAUCGUUGACGAGAUUUUGUAAUUAAUAAAUAAUAAGUAAAAGAUUUCUGUUAUUUGUAUAUCGCGAAAUAAAAAUCGAAAGAACAGAAAAUGAUUCUGCCUCUGUUGGCCGUGAUGUAUACCUCGAUCAGUUUUGUUGAAUGCAUUCCGGAAUUGGAAUUAGUACAGAUCGUAUUCGCUCAUAAAACGUACGCUCCAAUUUCGGAAUUGAUAAACAGCAACGAGACGAGUUUACCGCAUAAUUUAACUUAUGAAUACUUUAACACAGCUCCGAUUACCAUGCCCAAAAUCGGUAUGCUUAACAUGUACAAUCUAGGAGUUCAUUUACGAACGAUAUACGACGAAUUUCUCGGCGAGAUUUACAUGCAAGAAACGGCGAAAAUGCAAACGGCCGAGUAUCCGUUGUCCAUAUUAGCUGGCCAAUUAGUGAAUGCGGGUCUCUGGCCUCCGGCGAAAGAGCAAAGAUGGAACGCUGAUAUAAAUUGGCAACCGAUACCUACAGAUUAUAUACCAGCGCACGAAGAUACAUUGCUACUCGGAAUACAGUGUCCAAAUUUUAUUCUCGAGAUGGAGAAAGUAUUAAAUAUGUCACGUGUGCGAGAAAAAAUAUCGCAGCAUUUACCUUUGUUCAAUUAUAUAUCGAACUAUACAGGGAUGAAUAUUCGACGACCAUCGGAAGUGGCGUUACUGUAUGCUGUUUUCGAAACAAAGGCCGAUUUAAAUCAACCGCUUCCAUAUUGGGCACAAGAUAUCUUUCCCAAUGGGGGAAUGUAUAACGUGUCGUUGCUCGAAUACGAUCUCCUUUGGGAAACUUCUUUACAGAAGAAAUUAAAUGGUGGGGCAAUCGUAAGAGAGAUUUUAGUGAAUUUGUUGAUGUACAUCAAGGGGGACGUGCCAACGAAACGAAAGCUCAUGAUGUACAGCGGAAACGAAAGAAAUAUCGUGAGCGUUUUGAAAAGUUUAAAUUUGUGGUCACCACAUAUUCCAAACGAGGCAGCAUCCGUGAUUUUUGAACUUUAUUUUGACAAUGAAACGGAAACUUAUGGUGUAAAGAUUAAUUAUUACACGGGAAUAGAUGGUAUCACCAUUCCUUUGAUAAUACCAAAUUGCACCAAAAUAUGUCCAAUUAGGACAUUUUUAUAUUCAAUAAUAGAUAUUUUACCCGAGAACACGCAACGAUUGUGUCAUUGUGGAAAGAUUGAUCUUUCUGAUCAGAGUGUAAUACUCAAUGAUAUCAUUUAUAAUAGAUCUGUUUCUCAUAAAUUACAAAAUAUUAUGCUUCUUAUUUUAUUAGUAAUUACUUUAUUCGUAUAAAUUUGUAUAAAUGAAUGUAAUCUCAUUGCAAAUAUUCGAAUAAUUCACACACGUGUGAGAAAAUUAA